Girardinichthys multiradiatus is the source of this 9901-nucleotide messenger RNA. It is a transcript of the gene plcb3, whose product is annotated as phospholipase C, beta 3 (phosphatidylinositol-specific). Gene Ontology annotation, biological process: lipid catabolic process; phosphatidylinositol-mediated signaling. Gene Ontology annotation, molecular function: phosphatidylinositol-4,5-bisphosphate phospholipase C activity; calcium ion binding; calmodulin binding. The record is from RefSeq and is a predicted model, not a curated record. Lineage: Eukaryota; Metazoa; Chordata; Actinopteri; Cyprinodontiformes; Goodeidae. Bases 490 to 4179 code for a protein of 1229 amino acids. The transcript has 34 exons.
CUCCUCUCCCUUUACAGCUCCCCUCUCAAAACCUCCUCUUUUUUUCCUCACAGAAAACAUGCUGGGAGGAGAGGAGGAGGAGGAGAGAAGAAGAAGAAGAAACGCCUCAGAAGCGACAAGAGAGUAAGGAAGCGGGGAAAGUUGUUAGAGGCGACCAGAUGGACAUGAGGAAGGAAGGGGGAUCUCCGAUGCGAUUUUAGGAGGUAACUAAACAAAUAGAUGAAUCAAAGCUGGUGAUAGAAAGAAGACAGGGCGCGUCACCGCGGUGCGUGGACGAGAACAAGACAGCGGCGGUGGGUCCUGUCUGUCUGUGAGCGUGGAUCUGGCUCCUCAUGCGCCUCGGCAACUUUUAAGGGGCCUCCAAGAGGAAAAAAGGAGGCGAAAAAGCAGCUUUGGAGGAAGGAAGAGCUCGUCGAGCCCCUCCAGAGGAGUUCCUCUCGCAGUAAUCGGGGUUAAGGCGUUGGCACCCGGGCAGGGGAGUCCCUCGUCAUGGCCGGGGCCAAGCCGGGAGUCCACGCGUUGCAGCUCAAACCCGUGAGUGUCCACGAAGAGCUGAAGAAGGGGAGCAAGUUCAUCAGAUGGGAUGAGGACUCCAGCAACCCUCAACCAAAUCUGGGGACCCUCAAAGUUGACCCAGAGGGAUUUUUCCUAUCCUGGAUUCCAGGGGCCGGCUCGGAGUCCGAGAUCUUCGACAUAAGCACAAUCAGGGACAUAAGAGCAGGAAAGUACGCCAAGGAGCCAAAGGAUCUUAGGUUAAGGGAGCAGCUGCGCUUCGGUGAAGAAGCCAAUGAAUCGAAGCUGCUAACCAUCGUCUACGGACACGACCUGGUGAACGUCUCAUUCGUCUGCUUACUUUCUUUGUCUGCGGAAACCGCAAAGAUUUGGACAGAAGAGCUUUUCUCCUUGGCUACAAACAUACUCUCCCAGAAUGCAUCGAGGAGCACCUACCUUCUCAAAGCGUACACUAAACUAAAGCUUCAAGUGGGUUCGGAUGGGAAGAUUCCUUUGAAGUGCAUUCUGAAGAUGUUCUCCGAUAAGAAGAGGGUGGAGACGGCUCUUGAGCAGUGUGGCCUCCUCAACCACAAGUCAGAAGGUGUAAAACCAGAGGAUUUCACAUGGGAGGCUUUCCUCAAGUUUCUCGACAGCUUGUGUCUCCGACCUGAACUACAAAGUGUCCUGGAGGAAUGUGGCGCUAAGAGGAAACCAUUUAUCUCUCUGGACCAGUUCAUGGACUUCAUCAACCGCAGGCAGCGAGACUCCAGGCUGAAUGAGGUGCUGUACCCCCCGCUGAAACGAGAGCAGGUCCGACAGAUCAUGGAGAAAUAUGAGACCAACACCAGCCAGCUGGAAAGAGACCAAAUCAGUUUGCAGGCUUUCAGUCGAUAUCUCGCCGGUGAGGAAAAUGGCAUCGUACCUCCAGAAAGGCUUGACCUCAUCGAUGAUAUGAACCAGCCGCUGUCUCAAUACUUCAUCAACUCCUCUCACAACACAUACCUCACAAUGGGUCAGCUGACGGGUAAUUCAUCGGUGGAGAUGUACAGGCAGGUGCUGCUCACUGGCUGUCGCUGCAUCGAGCUGGACUGCUGGAAGGGCCGACCACCAGAUGAGGAGCCCUACAUCACCCACGGGUUCACCAUGACCACUGAGAUCCCAUUUAAGGAGGUAAUUGAAGCGAUAGCAGAGAGUGCCUUCAAGACUUCCCCUUACCCUGUCAUCCUGUCUUUUGAAAACCAUGUUGACUCAGCUAAACAGCAGGCCAAGAUGGCGGAGUACUGCAGGACGAUUUUUGGAGAUGCCCUGCUGAUUGAUCCACUGGACAAAUAUCCGCUGGUCCCAGGUCAGCUGCUUCCCUCACCCCAAGACCUGAUGGGAAAAAUCCUUAUCAAAAACAAGAAGAAACAUCUUCAUAACCCUGCAGAAGGAGGCAGCAUACGGCGCAAAGAGCCCGGGGAGCAUUCAUCGCCCACCAACGAUUGCCCUCUAACAGACAGAGAAGGACAGCAGCUCCUGUCCAAUGGCGAGCAAAAGCUGGCUGAGAGGGCGGUCAAAGAAUUGGGGCCUCGUAAGUCCCUUGGGGGUGAAGGAGAAAGUGAGGAGGAAGAGGACGAUGAGCCUCCGCUGGACCAAAAAAAACCCACAUCUGAUGAGGGUACAGCCAGCAGUGAGGCAAAUGCCACUGAAGAGAUGUCCAAUCUUGUCAACUAUAUCGAGCCUGUUAAAUUCAAGAGCUUUGAGGUGGCAGCUAAGAGGAGGAAGUUCUUUGAGAUGUCCUCGUUUGUGGAAACCAAAGGCAUGGAUGCCCUGAAGAACUCUCCCAUUGAGUUUGUUGAGUACAAUAAGAACCAGUUGAGCCGGAUCUACCCCAAAGGAACGAGGGUAGACAGCUCCAACUACAUGCCUCAGCUCUUCUGGAACGUUGGUUGCCAGAUGGUGGCGCUGAACUUUCAGACUCUUGACCUUCCUAUGCAGCUGAACAUGGGCGUAUUUGAAUAUAAUGGCCACAGUGGCUACCUGCUGAAACCAGAGUUCAUGAGGAGGACAGACAAACACUUUGACCCGUUUACGGAAAGCAUAGUAGACGGGAUUGUUGCCAAUACAGUCACAAUUAAGGUGAUCUCAGGUCAGUUCCUGACAGAAAAAAAGGUGGGUGUAUACGUGGAGGUGGACAUGUUUGGACUUCCAGCUGAUACAAAGAGGAAGUAUAGAACCAAGACCUCCAAUGGGAACUCCCUGGACCCUGUGUGGGAAGAUGAAACUUUUUUCUUCUAUAAGGUGGUUCUCCCUACAUUGGCAUCUCUGAGGAUAGCCGUGUUUGAGGAAAACGGAAAGUUUAUUGGACACCGAAUUCUCCCUGUGUCCGCCAUCAGACCCGGCUACCACUACAUCAACCUGAAAAAUGAGCUUAACCAGCCACUUUUGCUGCCCUCCCUGCUGGUUUAUACUGAAGCUAAGGACUACAUCCCUAAUGAACACCAAGAAUAUGCUGAGGCUCUGACCAACCCCAUUAAGCACAUCAGUCAGUUAGCCAGGAGAGAGAAACAGCUUGCCGGUCUCCUGGAGGACAAUAUUGAGCAACCCAAAGAGGGAGACAUCAGCAAAGAGACGGAGGUGAUCCCAACAAAUUCACUCCCAUCUCCGCUCCAACCGCAUCCCCUUAGUCCUCCAGAUGAAUCUCCAGACAUCCCCAGGUUGCCCGCACCAGUACAAACCCCUAAGGAGGACCUGGUAGCCACUGUGCUCACAGAGAUCCAGUUUCUGUCGGUGGAGGACCUGAAGGCGCAGAAGACUUACACUAAACUGAUGAAGAAACAAAUGAAAGAUCUCAGUGAGCUGCGGAAGAAAAACCUAAAGAAGAUUCAGUCUGAAAGUCAGAAGAAGCGCACCAUAAUUGAGAAAAACUUCAAACGCAGCCUGAAGAAAAGUGAUUCCCAGGACGGGGUACAGCAGGACCUGGAGAAGCAGAAGGUCCAGCUCAGGGAGCAGCACAUGCAUGAGCUCCUAACACUGCGCCAGGAGCUUUACGAGCAGGAAAAACAGAUGCAGCAACAACAUCUGACAGAGGCCUUUCAGAGGCUAAAACAGACGGCAGCUGAAAGCCACAGUGCUCAGCAGAAGAAGCUUAAAGAAAUCUGUGAGAAGGAGAAGAAGGAGCUCCACAAGAUGCUGGAAAGGAAGCGAUUAAACAGCAUUGUUGAAGCCAAGGCCAAAGACAAGGAGAAGGCUGAAAUGGACCAAAAUGAGAUCAACAGGAAACACAUUAAUGAGUCUGUCGACACCCUCCGCAGGAUGGAGAAGGCGCAGAGCAUGAGACAAGAGAAGUUCGCACUGAGGCAUCAGGAGGUGCUGCAACAGUUGGAAACCCUGCUUCCACAGCUUCAGUCCCAGCUGGAUCGAGAACUCGAGGAGGAGUACCGUCGACUGCCAGACGAGAUCAGUCAGCACCUUCAAUUGGACCGACAAAACAAAGGCAUCCACAAUGAUUCUGUUUUCUCUCCCCCGUCCAAUCUCAGUAGCCCCAGCUCAGGCACGCCCUCCAACUGCUCCACACCCUGUUUCCAGUCAACGCCCUUUCGGAGAAGCGUGAACAAGAGCUUGGACAAUAGUCACACCUCGCUGGCCGAUUCUACAUCCUCCCCAACCACUCCUGGGGUGUCGGAGGCUGAAAUUUCUUUCAACUAGACUUCUUAAUUUUACAGAGAGAAAAAAACAAGAUAGGGGUCUAUAGUGAUCAUAUGUGGGGUAGAAAUGAUUAUGGAUUAUCUACUAAUUCUAUUCUUCUCUCCAAUCACUGUUUUGUGCUUGUCUACAGAGCUGUAUUUUUUAUUUUGCUGUUUUUGACAAUUUUUUGGUUUAAAUUUUCAUUAGCACUAUAAUCAAACUUUUCUUUUUUAGACAUUUUUUAAAAUGUCUUUUUUUUUUUUUUUUUCCUGCAUCUUUUUCAUUGUCUUGCAGUCAGUCAGAUUUGCUGCUUUAUGGCAACAUGGUGAAGCUGAACCUUUGUGUUUUAAACAUCUUUAACCUCUUUUUUUAUAUAUUCCGGAAAGCUUUAAACUGUGUCGAGCAAAGUGGCAGCUGCUGGCAUCCGACACAUGUUUUCCUCAGAUAUGAUCACCAUUGAUAGAUUUAUUUUUAGACCCUUAUAUGUAAAAAUAUUUAGGUUUAACAAGCUAAAAUUAGCUUUUAAAAGAAAAAAAAGCUUUUUAAAUCCGAAGGUUUGAACUGUAAUGGCAGAAGCUGACCACUAGAUGGGGAUGAAAUUUUACCUUUUUUUUUUCUUUAAAUGGCAUUUGAGCUGGAUGUUCUUCCAGUGGUAUUUUACUGUACUUAACCAUUUUCACCAUAAUCUGCAUAAUGAUUGAUCAGAAAACUGUUUCCGGCCUUAAUCUUUAUUCAAAGCAGUUUAAAAAUGUCUUGGAUUCCUAAUUUGGGGUUUAAGAUGUAACAGUUGUUUUUUAAGUUUUAAAAUCUUCUUCACCCCAUUUCGUCAACUCCCUGUUGAAAAACAGAAAAGUGCUCUUGCACAAACUUAGAGGACAAACUUAGGUUAUCUUGAGAACACCUGAUGUGGGGGGUGUUGGUGUCAGAUAAUCCCCUCAUUGAUUCUUUUUAAGAACCUCGAAAUGGAAAUGGGUUUAAUUUGAAUGUGUGUUCGUGUGUGUUUUUUAACUCCUACAAGUGCUGUUGCAGCCAGGAGGAGGAUGAUGGCUAAAUUAGCAGCACUACUGUGGAAAAAAGGCACUCUGGUGACUAAAAGUUGCACAAUGACAUCUUAAUGUAACUGAGACUCUGUUUCAAUCCUGUGGUUGUUGUUUAAGGCUGAUAUAACUUUAUUUAAGCCUCCACUUCCAUAGCUCUACUGUUUUAAUUUGUCUGAGUGGACAUAAGAAAAGUUUUAUGUAGAUUUUAUUUCGAUCCCCUAUUUAACUCAGAGCGUUAGAAACGGGUGGUGCACACAGUUAAUGGUACAUUAGGUUUUUUUCCACCAAAGCUUCCAGUUUUUCUGUAUUUAAUUUGCUAUUCUCCUGUUUUUGUGUGUAUUUCCUGUUUGUCCACUCUGACUGGUGAAAUGAUGGUACUAUGUGUAGAUAAUCUAUGUACAUGAGUUUUACUACUGACUACUAAUGCUGGUGAUUGAUUGAGGUUAAAAUGGGAUUAGGGUAAAACCAAAAUGAGUCUAUUUUCUUAUUUUGUUUUAUUAUUUUUGUCCAGAGAAAAACGUUUGAAAAUAUUUAGGGAAUCCUCUUUGCUGUUAUGAGCGCUAGCUGCCUUUAUUUCUUAUUACCCUUUGGAAUUACAUAUCUGAUUGAGCUGAUUAUUUUAUGGUUUCCUCAAAUAAUGAAAGGUGUCCAUACUGGCUGCUGAAAAAUGGGUUUACAUCGACUGCAUGACAGGUUCAUACAGUGGCUCCUAAAUGUCUACACACUACUGUUAGUUAACCUUCCAGGUGUUUGAGGCUUAACAUAAUGAGACCAUGCUACAUCCUUUCCCAUCUUUUCCACCCUUGAUGUCACUCUAAUCCUGUCCAACUCAACUGAAAAAUCAAACAAAUCUGUUGUUGGAUAAAUAUAUAGCUGCAAUUACCUGGUUGCAUAAGCGUGCACAGGAUUAAAACAAUAUUUUGUUUUGAUAUAAUUAUAAUAUUCAAUAUGUUCUUUGGUAGGAGUCCAUCAGUAUCUUACAUCCUGACUUGGCAAUAUGUUCUCUGUCUGCAACAUUUCUCCAGGACACCUGGAGUCCACAGCCCUCUUCAGGUGACCGCAUGGAUUUUUGUACUCCAUACUUUCUAGACUUUAGCCAGGCCAUUCUCCUUUUUCAUCCAGUGAAGUCAUAUUUUUCUUGAUAUGGAUCCAAUAUUGGACUUGAUGUAAAGCUGAAAAAUAAUAAUACAUCUUCAUCUUCUUGAAGGUUUUCAAAACUGACUGCAACCCUUCUCCAUAGUCCAAAAAUAUGGAGAAUACAGAAAAUCAUGUAAAACACAACCCACACUUUUUGCUUUGUAAUUUACUGUAGCUCCUCUAACAGAUUUGUUUGAUUUUUAGUUGAUUUAUGUAGGAUGAAUGUCACAAUAAAGGUGGGAAACAUUUAAGAAUAAAUAUUCACGGUCUCAAUUUUUUAAGUUUAAAACACUGGAAUUUUAAAAAGGAUGCAAAAUUUUUUAAAUGCCACUGUUUUGUGCAGUUUGUCUGCACAACUCUAUAAUUUGUUCAUUUUAUUACCACAGCAGCUUUCACCUGCAGGGGUCAGCAUUUCCUUUGAAUGAAACCUCCUUGAGCUUUAAAGAUGAACAGAUGAUGAUUGUCAGGUGCUCUGCACAAACAUAAAGCUUUCUACUACCGAUUUAGAUGUGUGACUGUUAACACUCUAAAUCUCGACCAAAAAUAUCAACACAUUCCUCUCAGUCCGUACUGAAAUGGCCCGUAAUUUUAAAUUAGCAUUAUUCUGUUCUUUAAUUUGGACAGGAUUAUCAGGUACUCGCUCGUUUUGCUGCAGUUAAAAUGCACCUUGGCCAAUCUGUCUUGGAUGUUGAAACAUGUUCCCAUGAUGCAGAUGUCAAUACAACCACCUUGCAGUUACACUUACUUUUUGUACUAAGUGUCUGUAGCCUCCUGAAUACAUUUUUCAUAAUUAAGAAGGUUUUGUUUGGUAUUGCACUUUGAACUUGGACUUAUUUGGUUUUAUUGAGAAUGCAAAGAAAAAUCAAUGCUUCACAUGCACAUUAAUUUUAAACCAUUUAUUACUGAGGUUUAGUAAUCUAAAGAGGUGCAUGUAUAGGUAAAUGCCUAAUUGCUGGAUUUAUCUGUUUUAUUUUUGUGGUAUAAUAACUGCAGCAUGGGCCGUUCUUGACUGUAUUGGGCAGUCACUUGAGCUCUGAUACUUUACUGCUAUUAUUUUGAUUCAAAAUAUACAAAGAGCCCCAAAAAGGGAGAAAAACCUGCAUAAUGAAUUGCAUUCAUAAAUCUAUAUGAAUCACAUAAAAGUGCAAAAAAUAACUAAUAACAUCUUUAUUAGAUCAGCAGGACACUACAUUCUGAGGCUUGGAGAAAGAAGGAAUCAUUUCAUUGUGAUUUAAUGUAAAAUCACAGUACUGUCAAAAGGACUCAAAUCUGUUCAGUUUAGUUAACCCUGUGCAUGACUGCAUAACUUUGUUACAAAUUGCAUCAUCUGGGCAUUAUAUUCAGAAACAUUACCAGCAUUGAUGCUAGUGUCGUCAAAAUCACAUCAGAGCUGAAUGAGUCACAUGUUCUCUCAUGAAAGUAUCAUUCCAACUGUUAAAUCACAAACAUGUUUGUAUAAUUUCCAUGAUGGUACCUCUGGCUGAGUUCAGAGUAUGACUUGAUCACAGUGAGGCUGCCGGGUGUUGUCUAUAGUAAUGAGGUUUACUGGUUUGCUUAGAAGUUCCUGAUCCUGGAGGUAAACUUUUGUGCAACUUCAAAACUUCACUCAAAUCCAAAUAAUUGCUUAUUUUUACACAGAUGAUGGCUAUUAGCAUGGAUUACCUGAACUGCAGAAAAAUUGACUGCAAUAGUACACAAAUAAUACACAGCUAUACCUAUUGUAAUUUUUUAAUGAAACGGUAAAAACACUUGUUUAUUAUUUUUACUGCAGUUGUUUUAACUUUGUUAAAAUUACAUGUGGAUUGGCAUGAAAUGUGCCACAUGUACACAUUUAUUUUGAAAUGGUUAAAUCAGUGUUUGAAACUAACUCAACUGCUAGUGCUGGUUAGCAAUGGCACAGCAAACUGGUGCUAAAUAAGGCUUAGAAAUGUUUCAUUUAUUUUACCUUUUGGUUGGUCCCACUUACAUUUUAAUUGAUAUAAAAGUGCCAGACACCCAUAUCACAUGUUUAUAUUGCACUUUCAGUUAGUUACAUAAAUGGUUGUAAUCCUAAACUUCUUUUACUGCUAGUGCUAGCUAGCAAUGGGCUAGUACUAAUUAGCACUACAACCUAGCCCUUAUCAUGCGUGUAGGUUUGUGUUUCUAACUGUGGUUAGUAAUAAGUUAUUGUCUGUUUUCACUUUAUUGUCACUGCUAGUAAGGAAUAGAUUUGUUCUAAUGAGCAAUGGUACUGAAAACCACUUCUACUCAUUUGUGCUAGUGUGUAGAGCUUGAGCUAGUUAGCAGGCUAGUGCUAAUUAGCACUUUCACUGCAUAAUAGCCUUAAUAAUUGGUACAAGUCUGUAGUGCUACUGCCAGUUAGCAAUAGGCUAAUCCUAAUUAGUGAUAUUACUACAGAUUGGCACUAAUCACCAGAGCAAGUUUGUAGUGCCACAGGUAGUUAGCAAUAGUAUCAAUAAAAGCUAGGACUACAAACCAACUCGAAUCAUUUGGAAAACUUUAGUGCCUUCAUUACGAAUCAUUUGUAAAGUUUGCAAGCCCUGUGUUAAUUACUAAAAUGGCAAACAAUAUUUACCCACAUGCCAGCUAAUUAGCUAUAGCACUAAUUAAGUGCAACAGAUAAUUGGUGAUGGCCUAAUCCUAAUUGAAUCUAGCACUACAAGAUGGCAUCCAUCAUUGCAGGAUGACACGUGCAAGAUAAAAACAAAUGUAGGCAGAUCUGUGUGUUAAAUUUAUUUGGGACCAUCUUGGUUGCUUGUAUAUUUGUAGCACUAAACACACUGUUACAUAUUUUUAUUGAUGUAUCAUUAGCUACAGUGCUUGUCCGAUUUUGUGCCAAAGUAAUUUAUGGUAAGGCCAUUUUUUUAUGUCCUGAAUCAGGCUCUAAAAUAAUUAUGAUUAUUACCUCAUAUGAUCUUAGUAAUUUUUUUUGUUUCUUAGCACAAGUGUAUAGUGUGGUCUGUGAAGCUUUGGUACAAGUGAAGCACAGUCCAUCCUGCUGCUAUUAGUUUGUUUCUUUUCCAUCACAAGGAAGCAGCUGGGUUGUUUCUAUGUUAAGCCAUGAACUUUAGCUUCUUCUCUGUCCUAUUUAUGUUGCAAACUGGCAUUUAAUUGUAUGCACCAUACUUGCAGCAGUGUUCUGUUAGAUAUUAUGGGUGCUCAGCACUAAGCAGAAAUCUUUGACUUUCCUCUUAUUAGACAUUUGGUGACUGGUCGCCCUUGGGCCAACCCUGAGGCCUCUGGCUUACAUCUUUUCUCUCUGUUCUUCCUCUCUCAGCCUCGCUGUCACAUUUCUUUGCCUCCAGUUUCUCCCAGUAAUGAGACCAUAUUUUACUCCUGGACUGGUUUAAUUAAUUAGGAGAAUCAGUAGAGUGGGUUCACUUUAAAAAGUGGCAGAUGGCAAAAUACAUAAGACAAGAUGUGUUUUCAGUUUUCUGUAGUGUAUAUGACUGUCGGAUAUAAAGGGAAUACUAUACGGUGAUCCAGAUGUAAUAUUUUAUUGUUUCUUUCUAAUUAAUAAAGUAUAUGGGUGAACCUUUAGUAAUAAACUUGUGACUUUAUGGGAA